Molecule: messenger RNA, 4487 nt
Organism: Coregonus clupeaformis (lake whitefish)
Lineage: Eukaryota; Metazoa; Chordata; Actinopteri; Salmoniformes; Salmonidae
Product: guanine nucleotide exchange factor VAV2
Exons: 30
Coding region: 947-3613 (888 amino acids)
Biological process (GO): cell migration; regulation of GTPase activity; intracellular signal transduction
Cellular component (GO): cytoplasm
Molecular function (GO): protein binding; guanyl-nucleotide exchange factor activity
Source: RefSeq, a predicted model, not a curated record
AGUGGGUGUUUGGCAUUCUGAGAAUGACGAGAACAACGUGAUUUUUUUCCUGUACAUGUUUCUGUUGGAGUUAAUGAAAUCUGUUUUCGAGUGCAUUGUGGAUAGGCUGAAUGUUGAGUUUGGCGUCGUAAGAAGGGACAUUUGAUUUAUCAUAGUGUUUUACAUUGAAAUGUAAUCGUUAUCUAUCAUAGCAGCAUAGGACAUUGUAUACAGAAGCUCUGAACAACCAGAAACUCCGGGUUGCUACGCAAAACAAAGGUAUGUCGCGCUGUACGCAGUGUCAGAACUGAAAAUAUUCCCUUAGCUGUUCAAAGUAUUUUUUUCCGGAGACAUCGGUUUUGGACAGCAUGCUUGCAUAAUAGGUUCAAAACUGAAAUUUGGUAGGCAUUAAUACACAAGCAAAGAAGAGAUUGGUGCAUAUAUCAUUAUUAUACUGUCUGGAUUAUGACCUGAGUUCUAACACCGUUUGGAUAUGCAAAACCAACUUUGAGAAUGAAGAAAAGGAAAUUGUGUUCCCGGUAGUGCACAUCGGUCUGUCAGUUCAGAAGGGAAUUUACACAUUACAUCAACUGUAUUCCAUUUUUUCGUCAAUUUCUAAAUGUUUUUUUUGUCAGAAAUUCACGUCACUUAUCCAAAAGACUGAGCUGGACAUAUUCUGACUGCUGCACUGAACAUAGUCUAUUUGAACAGAACUGGACAUAUUGUGAGCUGGAGCAAAUAAUAUAAACUUAAUCGGAAAACUAAAUUGGAACACUAUUUUACCUUAUUUGUAAAGUUAUCAGUUUCAUUAUUAUAUGGAUAAAUAAUACAACUAAUAGCAUUUUCAUUAAUAUUUGGAUUUCAACACUGGUGGAAGGAUUGCUUCCAUUGCGCGCUGGAAGCAGCUGAAUUUUGCCCACUGAGGCGGCUGUCGAAUUUGAUUGUCGAACUCUCCCCCCAAGCUGACAUGGAGGAGUGGAGGCAAUGCGGGCGGUGGUUGAUAGACUGCAAGGUUUUACCCCCAAACCACCGGGUCGUGUGGCCUUCUGCAGCGGUGUUCGACUUGGCACAGGCGCUACGAGACGGAGUGCUCUUGUGCCAGAUGUUGCACAACUUGUCACCGGGGUCUGUGGACCUAAAGGAGAUCAACUUCAGACCCCAGAUGUCCCAGUUUCUCUGUCUGAAGAACAUCCGGACGUUCCUCAAGGUGUGCCACGACAAGUUUGGCCUGCGCAACAGUGAGCUGUUUGACCCAUUUGACCUGUUUGAUGUCAGGGACUUCGGCAAGGUGAUCUCAGCCCUGUCCAGGAUCUCCCACCACAGCAUCGUACAGAUCAAAGGGAUGAGGCCUUUUCCUUCGGAGGACACUGCUCUGAAUGAGGAUGACGUGUACCGGAGUCUUGAGGACCUGGCAGAUGAGCAUGACGUGGGGGAGGAUGACAUCUACGACUGUGUUCCCUGUGAGGACGAUGGAGAUGACAUCUACGAGGACAUCAUCAAGGUGGAAGUAAGACAACCCAUGAUCAGAUACAUGCAGAAAAUGGGCAUGACAGAAGACGACAAGAGAAAUUGCUGCUUAGUGGAGAUCCAGGAGACUGAGGCCAAGUACUACAAGACGCUGGAGGACAUUGAGAAGAAUUAUAUGAUUCCCCUGAAGCAAGUUCUAAGUCCACAAGACAUGGGGGCCAUCUUUGUAAAUCUAGAGGAUGUGAUUAAGGUCCACUUUGCUCUGCUGAGGGCCAUCGACCUCAACAUGGUGAGCGGAGGCAACGGUCUGGGGAAGAUCUUCAUAGACUUCAAGGAAAGGUUGCUGAUCUACGGCCAGUACUGCAGCCACAUGGAGACCGCUCAGAAGACACUGGACGAGCUCAUCGCCACGCGGGAGGACGUCAAGAUGAAAGUAGAGGAGUGCACUAUGAAGGUGCAGGAAGGGAAGUUCAAGCUCCAGGACCUGCUGGUAGUGCCCAUGCAGAGAGUACUAAAGUACCACCUCCUACUCAAGGAACUGGUGAGUCAUUCAACUGACCGACCUGAUAAACAGCAGCUGAAGGAGGCGUUGGAGGCCAUGCAGGACUUGGCUAUGUACAUCAAUGAAGUGAAGAGAGACAACGAGACCUUGAAGAAGAUUAGUGAAUUCCAGAACUCGAUCGAGAACCUUCAGCAGGUCAAACUGGAAGAGUAUGGCAGACCAAAGAUAGAUGGAGAGCUCAAGGUGUCCUCCAUAGUCAACCGAACAAAGCAGGACCGGUACAUAUUCCUGUUUGAUAAAGUGGUGAUUGUGUGCAAGCGGAAAGGCUACUGCUAUGAACUGAAAGAGAUCAUUGAGCUACAGUCAUACAAAAUGUCUGACGACCCCAUGAACAACAGGGACAUGAAGAAGUCGAGUGGAAAAAUGUGGUCCUAUGGCUUCUACCUGAUCCACCUGCAAGGGAAGCAGGGUUUCCAGUUCUUCUGUAAAACAGAGGACACCAAGAGGAAAUGGAUGGAGCAGUUUGAGAUGGCCAUGUCAAACAUCAAGCCGGAGAAAGCCAUGGCCAAUCUGCACAACUUCCAGAUGCACACGUUUGAGAAGAACACCAACUGCCGAGCUUGCAAGAUGCUGCUGAGGGGGAUCUUCUACCAGGGGUACUACUGUUCCCGCUGUGGGACUGGAGCACACAAAGAGUGUCUGGAGUGCAUCACAAUCUGUAAAAUCAAUCCACUCGACACGGACCCUGGACUACCGUCAUCAGGCCCUAAGAUGGUGGCAGUAAGGAACUAUCAUGGGACGCCUGUUCCUCCAGGGAAGACUCCACUAUCCUUUCAGACAGGGGACUUUAUCGAGCUGCUGAAGGGGGAACCUGACACCACCUGGUGGGAGGGAAAGCUUAUUCAAACCCAGAAGAGUGGAUUCUUUCCUAACAACUGUGUAAAGCCUUGUUUGGACCCAAAGCCUUUGUUCCAGUCCUUCCCCAGCCGGCAGCCCUCAAGGGAAACAGACUACUAUGGAUACCCCUGGUUUGCUGGCAACAUGGAGCGGACACAGGCUGACAACCUGUUGAAGUCCCACAGCAGUGGAACAUACCUGAUCAGAGAGAGGACUGCUGAGGCAGAAAGGUUCGCCAUCAGCAUCAAGUUCAAUGAUGAAGUGAAGCACAUUAAAGUCAUUGAGAAAGACAGCUGGAUCCACAUCACUGAGGCUAAGAAGUUUGAGAGUCUACUGGAGUUGGUGGAGUACUAUCAGUCUCAUUCGCUGAAGGAGAGUUUCAAGCUGCUAGACACGACGUUGCGAUAUCCCUACAAAUCUAGAGAACGAGGGCCGGCGUCACGGGCCAGCACCCGUUCUCCAGGUGAGCCCAUCCCUGCAGCCAUUGGCGCUUCCUACAACUUCUCCUUCCUCAGUCCUCAGGGUCUCAACUUCUCCUCUCAGAGCUCAGCCCCCUUCUGGUCAGUGUUCACGCCGAGGGUGGUCAGCACAGCGGUGGCCAGGUACAACUUUGCAGCACGGGACAUGAGGGAGCUGUCACUCAGAGAAGGGGACAUCGUCAAGAUCUACAGCAAGAUUGGAGGAGACCAGGGCUGGUGGAAGGGAGAGGCCAACGGCAGGAUUGGCUGGUUUCCCUCAACAUACGUUGACGAAGAAGGAGUUCAGUGAGGCUCUGAUGUCACCACGGCCCCAGUCCAAUCACAUCACACCUCGCUCCACAGUCCUCAGAGAGGACUAGUUGGUUUCCAGGGAAACACCAUGUGGAAUACUUUUAGCUGGAUACUGAUUUUGCAGUGAACAACGUUUCUACUCCGGUUUUCUUCCUACUUGUAUGCAUCGGCUUUGCUUAUGUUGUUUUUUUGUAAGACUUGGCCUGUUUGAUCUCUGUGAGGAAGUCUGUCUGCCUCUGGUUGUUUUGAGGAGGCUGACAUGGACUGAGAAACAUUACAGAGCGGGCCAACAUACAGUACAUACAGAUACUGGGAACCUAUAGUUUUAUUACAUAGAUAGACUCCUCCUUUGUUGCAGGUCUAUGGGAGGGGCUAAUAUAAUGUAUAGAUAAUUUAUUUAACAGAGAUCCUAACGAUUAUUGUGCGUUGUUUAGAUUAGCAACACAGCAGACAAAAAGAAAAAGAACAAGACACAGGUUUUUGUCUUUUUGAUGGAAGAUUUUGCCUUAGUUGUCAUGGCGAUGCCUUGAAGGCUUACAGGAGAGAUGGAAGGAGAAAUGGCAGGAUUAGUUGGUCUUGCACACACAGACACGCUCACACUUGCCCUGACCACUAUAACAGUAUGAUGCCUUUGAAGUGUGGUCAAUGCUCACAGGAUUCGCUAGUCAUGGUCCAUGGACCAUCGGCAGUUUACAGUCGAGCUCUACCCAUCCAUCCUCUACUGCAGAGUGGACUAUGGCUGGAGAAGAAGAGGGAAGGGGGGCGAUGGAACAUUUGGGACUGCUCCAGUCCUGAAUCCUCCUGUAGCUCAGUUGGUAAAGCAUGGCGCUUGCAACGCCAGGGUUGUGGGUUCGAUUCCCACGGGGGGCCAG